Messenger RNA from Cotesia congregata, 465 nucleotides. The record is from the annotation of a GenBank genome assembly. NCBI's taxonomy places the organism in Eukaryota, Metazoa, Arthropoda, Insecta, Hymenoptera, Braconidae.
AUGCCUUCCGUAACUUUGAAGGACGUUGACCAGCACAAAUUUGUGCAAGCAUUUUCUGCAUUUUUAAAAAAGACCGGUAAAUUGCGUGUACCAGAAUGUAUGGACAUCGUGAAGACGGGUCAGUUCAAAGAGUUGGCGCCUUAUGAUCCAGAUUGGUAUUACACACGUUGUGCGGCCAUCGCUCGUCACAUCUACAUCCGCAGUCCCAUUGGUGUUGGUGCAGUAGCAAAAAUAUUCGGUGGACGUAAACGUAAUGGAACUCACCCCAGCCACUUUUGCAAAUCUUCCGGUGGGAUUGCACGUAGAGCUCUCCAAAGUUUGGAGCAGCUUAAACUAAUUGAAAAAACACCAAUGGGGGGUCGUAAACUCACCAGCCAAGGACGACGUGAUUUGGAUCGUAUUGCUGCUCAAGUAAAAGCUAAAUGCAAAAAGCAAUUGAAGCUCCAAGAAACUCUCGUUCUUUAA